GCGACACCGGUGUAGUCACGUAAACCAGAUGGCGCAGCCGAACGAUAUACCGUAGCAGCAACUAACAGGAACUAUUUUAUAUAGCCUACCGAGACUUCGCCGAGUCGUACAGUUCAUUAGUACACAUCCCACUAAAGGAGAAAACGGAAAAUGUCGCUGGGUAAAGAGAACAACGGGACAUGCGAAAGGUCAAUAUAUGUCAACAAUCCCCAUUUGGAUUACAUGAAAGAUGACAUCCUCUACCAUUUUAACCUUGCAACAUCCUCUCACGACUUACCAGCGAUGUUCGGAGAUGUCAAAUUUGUAUGUGUAGGUGGAAGUCCAUGGAGGAUGAAGUCUUUUACUGAAUACAUUGCCAAAGAAUUGGGUCUUGAAGACCCAAAUGCAGAAUACCCAAAUAUCUGUGCUGGGACUGAUCGCUUUGCGAUGUACAAAAUUGGACCUGUGCUGUCUGUCAGUCAUGGCAUGGGCAUCCCAUCAAUCUCUAUAAUGUUGCAUGAGCUUAUCAAGCUCCUCUACCAUGCACACUGCACUGAAGUCACAGUAGUGCGCAUUGGAACGUCAGGCGGAAUAGGUUUAAAGCCAGGGACAGUGGUUGUUACUAAACAGUCAUUAGAUUCUAUGUUCCAGCCCCGUUUUGAGCAGCAUAUCCUGGGCAAACCUGUGGUCAGGAGCACAGAACUCGAUGGGGAACUUACAGAGGAGCUGCUUCAGUGCAGCAAAGAACUUGCAGAGUUUGAGACUGUCAUUGGUAACACAAUGUGCACACUUGACUUCUACGAAGGUCAAGCUCGGUUGGAUGGGGCCUUCUGCUCGUACACUGAAGAAGAUAAACAGAGCUAUCUUGCUGAAGCCUAUGCUGCUGGAGUUCGUAACAUUGAGAUGGAGUCAUCUGUGUUUGCAGCCAUGUGUAAACUGAGUGAUCUUCGAGCUGCUGUUGUGUGUGUAACACUACUUGACAGGCAGAAAGGAGACCAGCUCACCAGCUCGCAUGAUGUCCUGAAUAACUACCAUCAGCGACCUCAGACCCUGGUUGGACAUUACAUCAAAAAGAAGCUGAAUGCAUUUAAGAAAUGCUAGUUUUGCACUAGCUAGAACAGUAGUACAGUACAGUUUUGUUCAGGGCAAAGCAUAAAGGUGCUCUCAGUAUUUUUUGUGUAUGUUAUAAUUAGUUAUAAGGAAGUUAUAAUUCAGAAUUGCAUACUUCCAUUUUACUCUUCCUAUUUCUGCCAUUUACAGAGAUGGCAGGAAUAGUAAGAGUAGUAUGGUAGUAUAUGAUUCUGAAUUCAGCAUAAAACAUUGUUUAAUAGGGUACUGAUCUGAUAUGUGAGAACAUGCUAAAAAAAAAAAAUUGUCCAAAGAACUAUUUGUCUUAAAAAAAUUUAAAUGUGGGGAAAAAAAAAAUACUGAGUGCACUUUUAAUAAGUAGGGAAAAAACGGCUCAUAUAUGUUGACCGCUUAUAUUAAAAUGACAUAAGUAAACGAAAUACCUUUGAUUUUUUUCUACAGUUUACCACUGUAUUUGCUAACAUGAUAUACUGAAGCAUUAUCUUGCCGUGAAUGUACCGCACUGGCUUAAUUGUUUUGAAAUAGUAAUAGGAACAGUUUGUUCUACACUUUUAAUUAUUUUAUGCCAGAUUUUAUUUACCAUUAUAUACCAUUUUAUUUACCAUUUUAGGGAAACAUAAUUUAGAAAAGUAAGAGGACUGAGCAGUUUUUUUAGCACUUUUUAAGGGGUAUUUUCCAAAUAAUAGUAAACCUCCUGCUUUUGUUGCUGUGUCAUAUAUGUUUGUUACAAACAAGUGUUUGUAAAAUUCUACUAUCAAAAUCACAAAUGUCUUAAAUGAGUAAACACAAACUUUCUCAAGUUUGCAACAUGUUUAACUUUCUAAGUAUUAUUUUAAUUCCAUAACUGAAAGUUUUAUGUUGUAACAUUCAGAGAAAUAAAACACAAAGUUGAUUUAACCAUA
Myxocyprinus asiaticus (Chinese sucker) is the source of this 1970-nucleotide messenger RNA. Its product is annotated as uridine phosphorylase 1-like. The transcript has 8 exons. The record is from RefSeq and is a predicted model, not a curated record. The coding region runs from base 151 to 1080 and encodes 309 amino acids. Gene Ontology annotation, biological process: uridine catabolic process; nucleotide catabolic process. Gene Ontology annotation, cellular component: cytoplasm; cytosol. Lineage: Eukaryota; Metazoa; Chordata; Actinopteri; Cypriniformes; Catostomidae. Gene Ontology annotation, molecular function: uridine phosphorylase activity.